Monomorium pharaonis (pharaoh ant) is the source of this 9872-nucleotide messenger RNA. Its product is annotated as putative glutamate synthase [NADPH]. The coding region runs from base 549 to 6743 and encodes 2064 amino acids. Gene Ontology annotation, molecular function: FMN binding; flavin adenine dinucleotide binding; iron-sulfur cluster binding. The transcript is spliced from 26 exons. Lineage: Eukaryota; Metazoa; Arthropoda; Insecta; Hymenoptera; Formicidae. The record is from RefSeq and is a predicted model, not a curated record.
UCGGUUUUUAACGACAUACGAGCGCCGCCGUCUCAGUGCCCGUCCGACUCGCGAUUUGUGUGUACCGCGUGUCGGUGCUCUCGUGUGUUUCUUCACUUUUUUUUCCUCCAUCUCCCUCUCCCUGUCUCGCAGCACGACAUACAGUGGGAACUCGGAACUGAAACGGUGUCUGAGAGGAGGCAAAGAAGUCGUUAUUCAGGACUAAGAACGCCCUUCUGCCUCCGCCGGACGGUCGUCCCAGUGCCGCCGCAGUGGUUCUCAGAAUCGAAACAGUGUCGAGAAGGAGGUGGUGCCGAUUGAGCCCUUAAAGUCGUUCGAGGGUUGUGAAUCGAACAAUCACGGUGAACGGUCUUGCGGAACAUUUGAACGGGACGCUUUUCUCACCCGAGCGGAAAAAGAAGUGUAUGUAACGAUCCGAUUGAUAAAUAGACGAUAACUGAUCGAACUGACAAUUGACAAGAGUGCCGAUCAACGGGAGAGAAGACGUGCACGUUCUCGGAACGAGCUGCUUGUCGUACUGGUGAACCUAAUUUCUACCGAUUAAGAUUAUGAGUUCCGAGCCGUGGACCUUGCCUCCCAAGCAAGGUCUGUAUGACCCUACCCUGGAAAAAGAGGCUUGCGGCGUUGGUUUUAUCGUCGCCAUUGACGGAAAGAGGUCGCACAAGAUCGUUCAAGAUGCUCAGACAUUGUCGGCGCGAAUGAAUCAUAGGGGGGCAUGCGCCUGUGAUAACGACACUGGUGACGGUGCUGGUGUGCUUUGCGCAAUACCGCACGAUUACUAUGCCAAUGAAAUUCGCCAACAACAAAAUAUCGAAUUGCCCGAGUUCGGACGGUACGCAACCGGUAUCUUAUUCCUCGAUAAGAAUACCCAUAAGCAAGCAGAAACUGCAUUUGAGAAGCUAGCUAAGGAUUGCAAUUUGAGAGUACUGUGCUGGCGUGAUGUUCCCACCGAUAGCACCCAGAUUGGCCGAGUGGCAAGGAAGUGCGAACCGUAUAUGCGUCAAGUAUUCGUUACCGGCGAGCAAGAUGCGGAAACGCUUAAACGACAGAUUUUCGUGCUGAGAAAGAGAUCGUCGCAUACAAUCCCGCGACCGGAAUUACGAUAUUACAUUUGCUCGUUGUCGUUGAAGACGAUCGUCUACAAAGGUCAGCUCACCGCUGAUCAGUUAUGGCAGUAUUUCACGGAUUUGAAGUCUCCGAAAUUCGAGACCUAUCUGGCACUGGUACAUACACGGUUUUCCACAAACACUUUUCCGAGUUGGGAAAGAGCACAUCCUUUGCGCUUGCUUGCUCACAACGGCGAAAUUAAUACUCUGCGCGGCAAUGUAAACUUCAUGAAGGCGCGAGAGGGUGUGAUGAGCAGCCAAAUAUAUGGCAAUCAGCUGAAGCAGCUAUACCCGGUCGUAGAACCGAAUCUCUCUGACUCUGGGUCCGCGGACUGCGUGCUCGAGUUCCUGGUGAUGGCAGGACAACGCUCUUUGCCCGAGGCCGUCAUGACGAUGGUACCAGAGGCCUGGCAGAACGACUUGACGAUGGCCACUGAAAAGCGAGACUUCUACCAUUGGGCGGCGUGCGCCAUGGAACCCUGGGACGGACCGGCACUUCUGACCUUCACCGACGGCCGCUAUGUCGGCGCUAUCCUGGACAGAAACGGCCUGCGCCCGUCGCGCUUCUACGUCACUAAGGAUAACAUGAUGGUGAUGGCGUCCGAAGUGGGCGUCUAUGAUACUCCGCCCAGCAAUGUAGUCCUGAAGAGUCGCUUGAAACCUGGCCGGAUGCUUCUCGUUGACACCGAAGAGAAAAGGAUCAUACAGGAUGUCGAGCUGAAGUUGCAGAUCGCUCGAAGCAGGCCUCAUUCCAAGUGGCUCAAAGAACAGAGGAUUACCAUGGAGGAAAUGCGUGCUGCACAUGUUCCCAACGGCAAUGCAGAGGAUGUAAUCAAGAACGGUCUAUCUGCCGAGACAGCAAAAAAGAACGCUAUCAAUGACGCAAACGAGAUUUCGGCUGUGAAUAAAGUUUGGAGUGGCGAUAAACGGCUCUCUCUUUACGGUUACACUCUGGAGACAAUCAAUUUACUGCUUCUGCCCAUGGUGCAAACCAAGAAAGAAGCGUUAGGAUCUAUGGGCAACGAUGCUCCUCUGGCGUGUUUGUCGGAAUUCCAGCCAUUGUUAUACGAUUAUUUCAAACAAUUAUUCGCACAAGUAACGAAUCCACCGAUUGAUCCGUUCCGUGAAAAGAUCGUAAUGUCGAUGCUCUGCCCGAUCGGGCCCGAGAGUAAUAUUCUGGAACCGAACGAAUUGCAAGUACAUCGUCUAUUCUUGCCGCAACCGAUAUUAUCUCUGAACGAUCUUGAAAUUCUCAAACACACGACCCAUCGUAAUUGGAGAACAAAGGUGAUUGAUAUCACUUACCCUGUUGAAGACGGGCCUGGCGGUCUAUUGAAGACGCUGAAUCGCGUUCAUGAUGAAGCUAAUGCAGCCGCUAGGAACGGUUAUCAGCUGCUCGUGCUGUCCGAUCGACAGGGUGGUCCAACAAGGGUUCCGGUAAGCAGCCUAUUGGCUCUAGGUGCUGUCCAUCAUCAUUUGAUCGAAGAGAGACAGCGGAUGAAGGUUGGUCUCAUACUUGAGACCGCCGAGGCUCGAGAGGUGCAUCACAUUUGCGUGCUACUUGGUUACGGAGCGGACGCCAUAUGUCCUUACUUAGUAUUCGAGAUGGCAAAAAAUCUGAGAGCGGAUCAUGUUUUCGAUGAAACCGUUACCGACGAUGUUAUUUUUAAGAAUUACGCAGAUGCUAUGGAACGAGGAAUCGCGAAAGUGAUGGCCAAGAUGGGAAUCUCGACCUUACAAUCCUACAAAGGAGCACAAAUAUUUGAAGCAGUUGGAUUGGCCGACGAGGUUAUCGAUAAAUGCUUCAAGGGCACUCACUCUCGUAUUGGUGGCGUAACAUUUGAUAUUUUGGGGAAAGAAGCGUUCGAACGACAUCAAAUAACAUAUUGGGACAAACCGAUGGAUAUACUGGUCAUUCGCAAUCCAGGAAUUUAUCAUUGGCGAUCUGGUGGCGAAAAACAUAUCAAUGAUCCAGCUAGUAUCGCUAGUUUGCAGGAUUAUGUUGUCUCCAAGAACAACUCUGCUUACGAAAAUUAUCGCAAGACCACGAUGGAAAUGGUGAAAAGUUGCACUCUGCGCGGCCAACUCGAAUUAAAUAAAUCGCGCGAUCCAAUUCCCAUUACGGAUGUUGAAUCUGCGUCGGAAAUUGUGAAACGCUUCGCGACCGGCGCGAUGAGUUUCGGCAGCAUCUCCUUAGAAGCUCAUUCUACCCUGGCAAUUGCCAUGAAUCGCAUUGGCGGCAAAUCGAACACUGGCGAAGGCGGUGAAAACGCAGAUAGAUAUCUGAACCAGGAUCCAGAGUUUAGCAAGCGUUCGUCUAUUAAGCAGGUAGCGAGUGGUCGCUUUGGUGUCACUGCCAGUUACCUAGCGAACGCAGACGACUUGCAGAUCAAAAUGGCGCAAGGCGCGAAACCUGGUGAGGGUGGUGAGCUUCCCGGUUAUAAGGUCACCGCGGAGAUUGCUGCUACCAGGCACUCGGUACCCGGGGUUGGUUUGAUCUCGCCACCACCGCAUCACGACAUCUAUUCGAUUGAGGAUCUGGCCGAGCUGAUCUACGAUCUCAAGUGUGCCAAUCCAAAUGCCCGCAUUUCUGUCAAACUCGUAUCGGAGGUCGGAGUGGGCGUCGUUGCCGCCGGCGUUGCCAAGGGUAAGGCCGAACAUGUGGUGAUAUCCGGCCACGAUGGCGGGACCGGCGCCAGCAGUUGGACAGGCAUCAAAUCCGCCGGAUUGCCCUGGGAGUUGGGUAUUGCCGAAACACAUCAAGUACUGACCCUGAACAAUCUAAGGUCGCGCAUGAUUGUCCAAGCAGACGGCCAACUGCGUACGGGUUUCGAUAUUGUGGUGGCUGCGCUGCUCGGCGCGGACGAGUUUGGCUUCAGUACUGCUCCGUUAAUUGCAAUGGGCUGCACAAUGAUGAGAAAGUGCCAUUUAAACACCUGUCCAGUAGGCAUUGCCACGCAAGAUCCAGUGUUGCGAAAGAAAUUUGAGGGCAAGCCAGAACAUGUGGUCAAUUUCUUCUUCGCAUUAGCUGAAGAGGUACGUUCGCAUAUGGCAAACUUGGGCAUCCGCAAGUUCCAGGAUCUAAUCGGGCGCACAGACCUUCUCAAAGUACGUGACGACAUCUCUGUUGAGAAAGCCAAAACCUUGAAUCUCAGUAACAUUCUGCGAAAUGCGCUGGACUUAAGGCCGGGCGUAAAUAUUAAAGGCGGCUCCGUAAAGCAAGAUUUCCAACUGGAGAACAGACUCGACAAUAAACUAAUUGAGUUGGUUCAGCCUGUUAUAAACGGAGUACACAAUCGAGUCGAUAUCGAAAUGGAGAUCAACAAUGAAUGCCGAGCAUUCGGAUCAACGCUGAGUUAUUAUGUAGCCAAACGAUUUGGAGAAGAUGGAUUACCCGAGAAUAGCAUUAAUAUCAGGAUGCGAGGCUCCGCGGGUCAAAGUUUCUGCGCUUUCAUAUCGAAGGGUAUUCAUGUCACCCUUGAAGGCGAUGCUAACGAUUACGUCGGCAAAGGUCUGUGUGGAGGUGAAAUUGUCAUAUAUCCGCCAAAGGACUCCGAGUUCAAUUCGGAGGCAAAUGUGAUUGUCGGAAAUGUCUGUCUUUACGGAGCUACUUCUGGAAAGGCCUACUUCCGCGGCAUCGCUGCCGAGAGAUUCAGCGUGCGUAACAGUGGAGCGAUUGUAGUGGUGGAAGGUGUGGGUGAUCACGGUUGUGAAUAUAUGACCGGCGGUUGCGCCGUAAUCCUGGGUCUUACUGGCAGGAAUUUCGCGGCUGGAAUGUCCGGUGGAAUUGCAUACGUCUUGGAUGUCGAUGGUUCCUUUAAGAGCAAGUGCAAUCCCGAAAUGGUGGAAUUGUUGCCACUCAACAAGCCAGAAGAAAUCGCCUAUGUGAAACAACUAUUGGAGGAAUUCAUCGAAAAGACCGGUUCGCUGAUUGCGCAAGACUUACUCGCAACGUGGCCGGAACCGACCACAAGAUUCGUCAAGGUGUUCCCUUACGAGUAUCAGCGAGCUCUCAAACAGAUGGAGGAAACGAAGCAACAAACGUCUAACGUGGUUAAUGGCAAUGCGCAGAUAACGAAUGGUACGAUUAAAGAUAUAGAGGAUUCUAUAGAAGAUGCCGAUAUGGCACAACGAAAGUUGGACAAAAUCAAAGGCUUCAUGAAAUACUCGAGGCAGAAGGCCGUGUACAAGCCAGUCGAAAAGCGUGUACAAAACUGGGAUGAGAUAUACGACUUCCAGGGUGUUAGGAAGACUCUACGAGUGCAAGCGGCGAGAUGCAUGGAGUGUGGUGUUCCGUUCUGUCAAAGCAGUCACGGUUGCCCGUUGGGCAACAUCAUUCCUAAGUGGAACGAUCUCGUAUUCCACCAAAACUGGAAAGAGGCCUUGAAUCAAUUGUUGCAAACUAAUAAUUUCCCUGAGUUUACUGGAAGAGUCUGCCCCGCUCCUUGCGAGGGUGCAUGCGUCCUAGGAAUCUCCGAACCACCGGUAACAAUCAAAAAUAUUGAAUGUGCCAUAAUCGAUCACGCGUUUGAGCAAGGUUGGAUUGUGCCUCAUGCGCCGACCCGUAGAACCGGACGGUUAGUAGCUGUAAUCGGAUCCGGUCCAGCGGGUUUGGCCGCUGCUCAUCAACUGAAUAAAGCAGGUCAUACAGUGACCGUAUUCGAAAGAAAUGACAGAAUUGGCGGAUUGCUGCAAUAUGGCAUACCAACUAUGAAGCUGUCCAAACAGGUUGUACAAAGAAGAGUCUCUUUACUCGCCGCAGAAGGAAUCAUCUUUAGAACGAACAUCGAUGUAGGCAAGGAUAUUACAAUGCAGGAACUUCAAGAACAGUACGACGCGAUAUUGUUGUGUACAGGCGCGACAUGGCCGCGAGACUUACCGAUUCCCGGUCGACAGCUGGAGGGAAUUCACUUUGCCGUGAGCUUCUUAGAGCACUGGCAGAAGAAACAGAUGGGUAACGCAGCACCCCUAGAUAUGCGACUGAUAGCUAAGAACAAGGAUGUUGUCAUCAUAGGAGGCGGCGAUACCGGAUGCGAUUGUAUAGCAACUUCACUGCGUCAGGGCGCGAAGACAAUUACGACCUUCGAAAUUUUGCCCGAACCGCCAGCCCAACGGGGCAAGGAUAAUCCAUGGCCUCAAUUCCCGCGAGUGUUCAAGGUUGACUACGGUCAUGAAGAAGUAUCUCUGAAAUUCGGCCGAGAUCCGCGUAGAUAUAGUACAUUGAGCAAGGAAUUCUUGGACGACGGAAAUGGUCACGUGUGUGGCAUCAAAACGGUAACCGUGGAUUGGCGAAAGGAUGAAAAUGGUCGAUGGAAGAUGGAAGAGGUUCCAAAUUCGGAGAAAGUAUACAAGUGCGACCUGGUAUUACUCGCCAUGGGCUUCCUCGGACCUGAGAAAUACAUUGCCACGGAAGUAAACACCGAAAUGGAUGAGAGAGGAAACUACAAAACUCCAGCUGGGAAAUAUUGUACAAGUAUACCCAAAAUAUAUGCGGCAGGCGAUUGCAGACGUGGACAGUCUCUUGUAGUAUGGGCGAUCGCAGAAGGUAGAUUGGCCGCGAAAGAAGUUGAUUUGGCCUUAAUGGGCGAAACUGGCCUUCCGGGAAGCGGUGGUGUCAUAAUCGGCGUUAGCGCUUAAGGACCUUCACGAUGGAUGUUGGUCUUCCAAUUAAAACAGGAAAAAAUCCACCAUGUAUGCGUACUGGGAAGAAAGAGAUAGUCGCAUCGACUAUCAGGAGGCAAGAGAAGAGUUGAAGAUUCAAGAAUGCGAGCUGCAGGAUCCGAGGAUUCGAAAGCUUCAUGAAUCUAAGAAGGGACAAGCCUAGAAGAUAUAAGAGCCUUGUAGAAUUCAGAAAUUCAAGAGUCCGAAGGAUAUAAAAGCAUUCGCAAAAAUUCGCGGAUUAAACUUCCAGCAAUCUAAUGAGUUAAUAGCUCCUAGGAUGUGGAAAUCAAAGAAUUUUCCUAGGACUGAAUUCCUAGGACUCGAAAAUUUAAAGAAUUAAACAUCUAAAAAUUUUGAGAACCUUAAAGAUCAGGAAAUUCGUAUAUCCGAAUUUUAUAACAACUAAGAAAUAAGUCUUAGGGUUCAGAGUUUGAAUGUUUGAGAAUCUAACAACGAGGACAUUAGAAACAGCAAGUUCCAGCUUCCAUAGAUAUAAAAAUUGAAAACUUUUAAGAAUUAAAGAUUUCAAAAUAUUAAGAGAUAAAAGAUUAUACGUAACUAAAAAUUGCAAGAUUUUAAGAAUACUGUCAAGAAGUUUGAAAAAUUAAGUAUUUCAAAAUGCAGAAAUUUUAUCCAAGAUAAAAAGAUAUUAUUUAUAAAAUUUUUUUAAUUACACCUAAUUUAUAUAAUAAAAAUCUAAUAAUUUUAUGAUUUGCAGAUAUAACAGUUGUAAAAUCGAAAAAUUUAACAUCGAUCUCAAUUGGAAAAUAAGAAAUCUAAAAAAUUUUAGAAUUACAGAUUUAAAAAUAAAAAAAUCUGCUCUAUUUAAUGCUACGACAAAUUCGUAACUAGAAAUUCGAGGAAUUAAAAAGCUUCAUUCAAAUAUUCGCAGGUCCAAGCGAUUAGAAGCAUUCGAGGUCUUAAGAAUCGAAAGAUUCUUUUCAGACCUCGAUCUCAGGAUGUGAUAAUCAAGUGAGAAACGAGAAACGAAGUACGAUCAUUUUUGUGGCGUGAAUCUCUCCGUAUCAGAGUAACGAAAAAUAAAUGUAAUUUCUCCGUAACGUAGUGGAAUCGUCUAAGUAUCUCGUUCGUCCAAUUAGAAUUAAACAUACGCGAGAGAAUUAGAACUUUGAGUAUAGAGAAAGAUACCGAAACGAGCUGGUAGCAGGAUCUACAUAACUCCGACGGAUUUAUAUUAGGUGGUACACUUUACCAAUCCUAAAAUAUUCUUUUUAAUAUGCAACUGCAAAUCUAUUAUUUUUAAAAAUAAAGAGAUGUUUCAGUAAAGUAUUAUUUAUAAAGUACCUAUACGAAAUUUCUAACGUUUUUUUAGCUUUUCGGAGCAAAUAUUUAAAAGAAUAUUAAGAAAUAUUCUCAAUUAUCAUGCAGUUUAGGUACUAUUAUAAAUUUAUUUCUUUAUAGGACAAAACAUUUAAUUGCAACUAUUAACGAAGUUUAUCUGUAAGUACAAAAAGUAUUCGUAUAUCGCCAUUUUUCCUCUGUACGUAUUAAUUAGCGAUUAAGAAUGUAAACAUGAAUAGAUCAUAAAGCGUUAUGCAAUAAAAUAAUAUUCAUGCAUUAUAUCAUCUUUGUUUCUUUGAAUCUCAUUCUAUUAGUCAAUAGUAGAUAGGUUCAACAUCUAAAAAAAUAUAGAUGUUACAUAUAGAUGUAAAAUAUUUAGAUAUUAACAUUAUGUUAUGUACUGAUCCACCGUAUAUUAAACUACAAUCGAAAACGUAUAUCUAACGUAACGUUUAUUACUUAAUUAGCAUUAUUAGCAGUACAAUAAAAAUAUUUUUACAAUUAAAGAUAUGUGAUAUUUCUUCGGUAGAUUUUAUAUUAUUUCAUUAUUAUUAGAUAUUGAAUAUUCAUCAAAAAGUCCGAAAAUUAUGAACUUAACGGGACAGUUUGAUUUUUAUAAUAGUUUUAUUUAAAAACUGCAUUAUUGCUUAAGGACUAAAGAUACAAACAAUAAAAGUUUGUGUACAGAUUUGUUUCUUCUUUUUUUUUAAUGUGUGAUAAACAAUUAAUUGCAAAAUAAUGGCAUACGAAUACUUUUAUGGUACACUUAUUUUUUGUUCACUUUCAACAUAUGAUUACUAGUAUUUUUAGUGUUCUUGGAUAUUUGCCUAGAUUGCCUAGCUACUAUUACGGAUCUGCUUAUAUUAUCAAUGAGAAAAGUUAGAAGAAGCGCAUUGCCGAAAGACCAUGCUAUAGCGUAAAUAAUAAGAGGACUAUGUAGCACUUGUAUUAUAUGUCGUUCACUGCAAUUCCAUAAUAAUUCUGCCAAUUAAUUCACGCAGUCGAAUUUUUGCAAGUGAAUAAGAAACGAUUGUUUAACCCCUUAACCGUAUAUCUAUAAUUGUGGUUAAACAUAAACUUGAUCAUAAAUUGAUUGCUUUUGAACUUUGUUAAUGAAAUAAUCAUGGCAAUGACUUAAAACAAAUUAUAAUUUUGCAAACAUAAAUUCACAAAAACGAAAAGAGAAAAAAUGAAAACAAAGAAUGUUUAAUUCUCUGCAAAAAUAUAUGCAAAAGAUGAAUAUUCAAAUAGAAACAGUAUUCGAAAUUUAUUGUACGAAUUUACUGUAAUUAAUUAUAUAAUUGUGUAAAGAAGAUCCAAUUAUUUUUAAUUAAAUAUUGAACCGAAUAAUAUCAUGUAUGUUAGUUUUAAUUUAAAUACAGUUAUUGCAAAUAAUAAAUUUAUAUAUAUAAUAUUGAAAAUAGAAUAAAAUAAAAUCACAAUAUCGGUUAAAGGGUUAAUAUCAAAUAACUUAACUAAGUGUCUUUAAUGCUUUCACGAGCUAAACAAUUCUAUUAAAUUGCCUUUAUAUAAAAUUAAAUUUUACUCUUACGUGCGUUCUUCAAGAAGAAAGCAUUAAUGCUUCUCUAAUCACGUUUCCAAUUUUUAAAGAAAAUCUGCAGCUAGGCCUUAAAUUAGAAAUUUACCGCUGAAAGAUAAUUUAUUAUCAAUAAAAAGGAAUUAACGUUUCGUAUUUAGACACGAUUUAUUUCUAACGCAGUUUACCUUUUUAUUGAUAGCCAUGUAAAUUUCAAUACAUACAAUAUCUUGAGACAAUAAAUAUAUAUUGAACGUUACAAGCAA